This is a messenger RNA of Brassicogethes aeneus, 963 nucleotides long. NCBI's taxonomy places the organism in Eukaryota, Metazoa, Arthropoda, Insecta, Coleoptera, Nitidulidae. The record is from the annotation of a GenBank genome assembly.
AUGGCGAACACUAAGGAAUUUAUUUGGGAAUUACAAAAACUUAAAAAGGACCAGCUAAUCGAAAUUAUAGUCUACAAAACUGUACAAGAAAAUCAACAGAUCAGUGAAGAACUUCGUGGGUUUCUAGAAAGAAGAAAACAAGACCCAAAACCUACUGUUUCGGAACAUAACCUAGCAGCCGUUUUUGCCCACAACUUGGCCAAGACCCCAAUACCAGCAAAUGUGGAUGUGUCCAGUCUAUUUUUAUUGUUGAUAGCCGGCAGUCGGGUGUCCCCUGAAGUUAUUUUAGCAUUAAGAAAAAUGCUGCACCCUUUAGCCACCAUUAUACAGGGAUACGCGCAAACCGAGUUCUGCGGCACGAAUACGUUCUACGACACAAACGAUAAGGAUCACAGAAAAUUGUUCACUGAGAAGCCUCACUCAGUAGGAUUGCCUGGAAAAGGAUACAUUUAUAAAGUGGUCGAUUUAGAAACAAAUGAAAUUCUUGGACCGAACAAACAAGGCGAACUUCUAGUCAAAGCUCCGACAGUAAUGAACGGCUACUACAAGGGAGAUUCCAAGGACGCCUUCGACGAAGACGGUUUCUACAAAACCGGUGACAUCGCCUACUACGACGAGGACCAGUGUUUCUACAUCGUGGACAGAAUCAAAGGAGUCAUCCGGUAUUUGUUCCACAUGCUUUCUUCAGCUGAAAUUGAAGAAAUUUUAACGAAUCAUCCGGCGGUAAGGAAGGCCGCUGUUUUCGGCUACCCACAUCCGGUCGACUUGCAUCACGUGACGGCUUUGGUUGAGGUGGAUGAAACGUCGGAAGUAACCCCAGAAGAAAUCCGGGAGUACGUUGAUAAUCAAGUCCCCGACCACAAGAGGCUCAGAGGGGGUGUCAAGUUUGUAAAAUCCAUUCCUAUGACGACGACUGGUAAAGUCAAAUGUGGAGAACUCAAAUCUUUUAUGGAGAAAAUGUAA